AUGCAUCUUCUACUACUGCUUUUCUCUUUACUAUGCCUGUCAUCAAGCUCCGCCUCUUCCCUGACGACAGGUCCUGGAAUUCUGGAAAUUCUCAUAGAAUCUGGAGUUUCAACAGACGUUGGAUUCGCUGUGACCUGUAACAAAAAUAAUCAUGUCACUUGGCGUCAUUUGAAGCCAAACACUCCGGAAUUAUUGAUUUUCGAUGAGUUCAAUCAAACCAAUCCCUACUAUCCGAUAGAUAUCACGAUUCACGGCAACGUCACAUCACAUUUAACGAUAUUUUACCCAAAUCAAGGCUUAUACGACAUCGAUUAUUUGCCACUACCGUAUACCGGUUUACAAAUGAAAUACAAGUGUGCUGAAAAUCGGUACGGUAAUAAAUGCGAGCAACAUUGUUCGGAGUAUAGAGAUAACUGGCGAUGUGAUGAACAUGGACAUCAUAAUUGUGCCGAGGGUUACUGUGGAUGGAAUUGUCAUAAAUCUGUCUCGGAAUGUAAUAACUAUUGCAAAUGCCAGAAUGGGGGAAAAUGUUAUCCACAUCUCCUCCUCUCUCCAGAUUAUCUAAUCAUGUGUGAAUGUCCGCCAGGUUACCAUGGAGACUAUUGCGAGGAAUUCAAGUAUUUCGACAGAAAAUUAGAGUUUUCGACGAAUUUCGGACAGAACACGACGGUUAAGAACAAAUUUUCGAAUCGAACCGAUAUUUAUCAGCUAUUCGAAAAAUACGAAAAAGAACUGCGGACAUCCGGAAAUGAGGGAAUUCUGACAUUUUUCGGACCCUUCGAACUCUUAGAAAAACCGGCAAAACUAUGGAUUGUGAUUUUGAUGGUGGCGAUGGCGGGUUACUGUAUCUACAAAUUCUGUGUAGAAUCGGAAAAUGAGGAGAAGCUUCCGGAGACUUCUGGAGAUGAGAAGAAGUGUAUUCUAAUUGAAAUGAAUGAUAUGUGA
Messenger RNA from Caenorhabditis remanei, 945 nucleotides. RefSeq lists its product as uncharacterized. Gene Ontology annotation, biological process: Notch signaling pathway; cell communication; cell fate specification. Bases 1 to 945 code for a protein of 314 amino acids. The transcript is spliced from 3 exons. Gene Ontology annotation, cellular component: membrane. The record is from RefSeq and is a predicted model, not a curated record. Lineage: Eukaryota; Metazoa; Nematoda; Chromadorea; Rhabditida; Rhabditidae. Gene Ontology annotation, molecular function: Notch binding.